This is a messenger RNA of Rotaria socialis, 3255 nucleotides long. The record is from the annotation of a GenBank genome assembly. Lineage: Eukaryota; Metazoa; Rotifera; Eurotatoria; Philodinida; Philodinidae.
AUGAAACACAUUGUGACUAAUAAACUUGUUAAAACAUCAGAUAAACAUGCAAAAUUUCUAUUAGAAAAUUUAAAUUUAUUAAGAAAACAAAAAGAAUUAUGUGAUGUCAUUUUGAUUGUUGGUCAAAAUAAGACACCAGCUCAACGCGCUAUUCUUUCCGCAUGUAGUCCAUAUCUUAGAGCAAUGUUUACUGGUGAAUUAGCUGAAAGUCGACAACCAGAAAUAAUCAUUCGGGAUAUUGAGGAAUAUGCGAUGGAAUUAUUGAUUGAAUAUUGUUAUACGUCAAGAAUUGUUGUUGAUGAAAAAAAAAUGUUCAAAUGUAUUCGAGCGUUUGCAGAUACACAUUCAUGUCGAGAACUUUUACGAGUCGCUGAUCAUUAUGCGCAACAACAUUUUAUUGAUGUGAAAGAAAGUGAAGAAUUUUUAUUUUUACCAAUACAUCAAUUAAUUGAUAUUAUAUCCAGUGAUGAAUUGAAUAUGACAUCUGAAGAAGAUGUUUUCAAUGCUGUUAUGCAAUGGAUUUCAUGCGAUGUUCAACAAAGAAAACAAUAUUUACCUAAAAUCUUAGAACAUGUACGAUUUCCAUUGAUGAGUGCUCGAUUUCUUGUUAAUACAGUUAGUUCAGAUUCACUAAUUCGAUCUGAUCAAGCAUGUAGAGAUUUAGUUGAUGAAGCAAAAGAUUAUCUAUUAUUACCACAAGAACGUUUGAGUAUGCAAGGACCAAGAACAAGGAGAAGAAAACCAAUAAAAUCAUCUGAAGUUCUGUUUGCUGUUGGAGGUUGGUGUUCUGGCGAUGCCAUAGCCAGUGUUGAAAUGUUUGAUCCAGUUACAAAUGAAUGGAGAGCUGUAUCACCAAUGUCAAAACGAAGAUGUGGAGUUGGUGUAGCUGUACUUAAUAAUCUUUUAUAUGCUGUUGGUGGACAUGAUGGCGUUAGUUAUUUGAACAGUGUGGAAAAAUUUGACCCUCAAACAAAUCAAUGGAAUAAUGAUAUAGCACCGACAAGUUCAUGUCGAACAAGUGUUGGAGUUGCGGUACUUGAUGGGUGUCUAUUUGCUGUUGGUGGACAAGAUGGAAUAUCAUGUUUAAAUCUUGUGGAAAAAUAUGAUCCAUCUAAUCAACGAUGGAGUCGCAUAACAUCUAUGUGUUCAAAACGAUUAGGUGUAGCCGUUGCUGUCCUCGAUGGAUAUCUUUAUGCUAUAGGAGGAUCAGAUGGGCAAUCUCCACUUAAUACAGUUGAACGCUAUGAGUCAAAAACAAACAAAUGGUUAGCAGUAGCAUCAAUGACAACACGUCGAAAACAUCUUGGCUGUGCUGUUUAUAAUGGAUUUAUCUAUGCAGUUGGCGGUCGAGAUGAUGCGACAGAAUUAUCAACAGCUGAAAGAUAUAAUCCAAAAAUAAAUCAAUGGUCGCCAGUCGUUGCAAUGAAUUCAAGGCGAAGUGGAGUUGGUUUAGCAGUUGUUAAUAAUAAUUUAAUGGCUAUUGGUGGAUUUGAUGGUACAGCAUACUUAAAGAGUGUUGAAUUAUACGACAGUGAAUCAAACAGUUGGAAACUACAAGGUGGAAUGAAUUAUCGCCGGUUAGGUGGUGGUGUCGGCGUUAUUAAAAUUCAACAAUAUGAUUCCAUACUUUGUGGAACCAACUCAGCCUCUGGUUCAUCAGCGUCUCCCGAAGAUAAAAAAAAAACUCUUGUUUUGUUAUAUCAAAUCUUGACAAAAAAAAUGAUAAAUAGUCAAACAACCUCAAAUGAUGAUCAAGGAUCAUUAUGUGAAACAAUUAAUGACUCAACGAAUCAUAAAAUAGAUAAUCAAAAGGAAGAAUUUUCACCUAAUGGUAAUGAUAAUGAUGAUGGCAACGAAACUAUGAAAACAGUUCGUGAUGGAAAAGUUCCAAAACCUGAUGAUGAAAGAAAAUUAUUUGUUGGCCAAUUAUCAUCGGAUAUAACAAAAGAAGAUCUUCAAAAAUAUUUUUCUACAUUUGGUUCAAUUGAAGAUGUUACAAUUAAAUAUGAUGUACCCGGUGGAAGAGCACGAGGCUUUGCUUUCAUUUUAUUUGAUGAUAAAGAAUCAAUACAAAAAGUUCUUAAUGUUCAAUCACACACCAUUAAUCAAUCACAAAUUGAUCCUAAACCAGCACAUCGACGACCACCUGUUACAAAUCCGGUGAAAAAAAUCUUUAUUGGACAAUUACCAACUGAUUUUGUAGAACAAGAUUUAUCUGAUUAUUUUUCACAAUUUGGAAUUAUUGAUACAAUUGAAUUGCCAAUGGAUCGUGAAAAAAGUGUUCGACGUCCAUUUGGUUUUGUUUCAUUUUCAUCUGAAAAAACAGCCGAAGAAGUUUUACGUCAACAGCGCCAUUUAGUAAAUGGUGCAUCAAUUGAAGUUCGACCAGCCAAGCCACGACCACAUGAACAACAACAAUUACAAAUGCAACAACAAUAUCAAUAUGGAGAAUAUAUUUUACCUCAUCAUCAUCAUCAUAAUCAAUUAAUUUCAUCAAUAUCAGCUCCAACAAUGACUCAUCCAUCAAUGAUGAAUAUUCAUGCGAAUCAAAGUCCCUAUUAUACACAUACAUCAACUAACAAUAAUUAUGCUGGACAAAUUGAUCAAUGGAGCCAAGGAGCUAAUAAUGGUGUACCUUAUUGGAGCACAGCGAAUAGUGAUAUUAGAACUAAUAAUAAUAACAAUAAUAAUAAUAAUAAUAAUAAUUCAAUAACACAAUGGUCGACAGGACGUAACGGUGGUUUAUCAUCAGUUAAUGGCAAUAAUAGUGUAUAUGGUACAUUAGGUAAUUCAGUUUCAUCUUCAUCUUCAGUUUAUCAACAAAACCAAGGUCAAUCUAUGUAUAAUCCAACUGGAUUAAAUCAACAAGGUCAAUAUCCUCAUUCAAAUUAUUCGAAUCAACUUCAAUCAUCUUAUGGUAUAUCAUCAUCCCAAUCAACUGGUAGUGUUUAUGGUAGUGCAUAUCCAUCGUCACCAUCAAUAAUACCACCUAAUGAUAUACAAACUUCAAGUUCAUCAUGGAAUCAAUAUGCUCCUGCCAAUCUUGGUAACGGCAGUAAUCAGACAAAUUAUGAUCCAAAUAUGUAUUAUGCUCCUUAUUAUGCUAAUUUAUUCGCUCAACAGUACUAUCCACAACAACAAGCAGUAAGUCAAAGCCAAGUACAAAUACCAAUGGAACAAACAAUUUCACCAAAUGGUUUUCCAACACCAUCUAAUGGUGGUUUAGACAAAAGUUACCAACAACUUGCUCGAUAA